Molecule: messenger RNA, 4432 nt
Organism: Nymphaea colorata (pocket water lily)
Lineage: Eukaryota; Viridiplantae; Streptophyta; Magnoliopsida; Nymphaeales; Nymphaeaceae
Product: alpha-glucan water dikinase 2
Exons: 31
Coding region: 260-4153 (1297 amino acids)
Biological process (GO): phosphorylation
Molecular function (GO): ATP binding; kinase activity
Source: RefSeq, a predicted model, not a curated record
CCCGCGCACAGAAAGAAUGUCGCCCACUUCGCGAUCUCAUCCGAUGAAGAAUCCGAGUUAUCUUUUCUUCCUUUUCCGGAAAGAAGAAUCCGCUUUUCGUCUUUCUGAUUGUCUUUUUCGUAGCUGCCGUUAAGAAUAGGAUUCGUCAUCCACCGUCUCUUUCCAAGAUUUUGUAUAAAGCUUGAAUCUCAUUUCUUCCUUAUACGUCCAUCCAUUUUGAUUACGAGGAAUUGCGAUCGGCCGCUUACCUCUCCGAGGGAUGUCGACGGUCCUUCACAAAUUUGACAUCGAAGGAGGAUCUAAAUUGCAGGUUAAUGUGCUCAGGAAUGUGAACGGUUAUGUGACUAGGGUUGAUUUCCGGCUUUCUAACUGUUCCAGGCCGCUAGUUCUUCACUGGGGUGGACUUUAUCCUGCGAGCACGAACUGGGUGCUCCCAACGGAUCGUCCGCCUGGGACAAAGAACUAUAGGGACUGGGCCUUGCAGACUCCAUUUACUAAGAGUGGUGAUAUGUUUCUAGUCACAAUUGAAGUAAGGGAUCCUAAAUUGCACGCUGUUGAAUUUGUUCUUAAGGAUGAAGCACAUAACAAAUGGUUUAAACAUAAUAACAAGAACUUCCAGAUUGACAUAUCAAAGCAAGAUGUACGUCCUUCUAAUGCAUCUAUACCUCCUGAGCUGGUAGAACAGAAAGCAUACUUGCUAUGGGAGAGCAAGGGAAGGCCUAGGAACUCGCCAGAGCAAGCAAAGCAAGACUACAAUUAUGCGAUGAGGGAGCUUCAGGAUCAGUUAGCAAAAGGAAUUUCCAUAUCAGAACUUCAGAAUUCUUUGCAAGCAAAAAGCAAUGAAAAAGCUGAUUAUAAGAAAACUGAUGGACUCUUGAAUUCCCCUUCCUUUAGAAGACAUGAUGUUUCCGAGUGGUUGAAUAAAUGUCCUGAAUCACAUGAGAAGGCCACCAAAUUAUCACCUCCAACGAUGCUGAAUCUAAUUGAGAAGUCCAUUGGCCAUUUAGAUGGAGGAGUGGAGGUCCUAAGGCACAAACUGAAUGAUAGCAAUACAGAACUGACGGUUUUCCAAGGUACUAUUAAGGAAGAAAAUCAUAUGCUGUUUGUGGUGAACAUGAAAGGAAAUCUUGUGCUUCAUUGGGGGAUAGUGAAGCCAUCAUCAGGUGAAUGGUUGGUUCCUCCUUUGGAAAUUGUACCUGAAAAGUCAAGGAUGCUAGAUUGUGCAUGUCAAACUUACUUUAAGGAUAUUGCCAGUGCAGCUGGAGCUUUACAGUUCGUGGAUAUAAAUUUCGGUAGAAGCAAUGUCAGUGCAAUGCAGUUUAUACUGUGGACUGGAUCUUCCUGGAUAAAAAACAAUGGAUCAAAUUUUCAAAUUAAUCUUCAAUUACUGGGCUCAAAAUGUGGAAAGGGAUCUGGAGAAGGAGAUAAAUUUGUCAAGUGGUUGCUUGAUGAAAUUUCUGAAAAAGAGAAGGAAGCUGAGAGAUCACUAAUGCACAGAUUUAACAUUGCAACAGAGUUGACACAGCGGGCCAUUAAAGAAGGGGAGCUGGGUCUCAUAGGAAUUCUUGUUUGGCUGAGAUUCAUGGCUACCAGACAACUCACAUGGAACAAGAACUACAAUGUAAAACCACGUGAGAUUAGUGCAUCUCAAGACAGGCUCACAGAUUUAUUGCAAAGAAUAUAUGCUGAUAGAGUGGAAUUAAGAGAAAUUGUCAGGCUCAUUAUGUCCUCCGUAGGACGUGGAGGCCAAGGUGAUGUGGGACAGAGAAUACGAGAUGAAAUUCUGGUGCUUCAGAGAAAAAAUGGCUGUAAAGGUGGAAUGAUGGAGGAGUGGCAUCAAAAAUUGCACAACAACACAAGCCCCGAUGAUGUCAUAAUCUGCCAAGCUCUAUUGGACUGUGUUAAAGCUGAUUUUAAAAUAGAUGUUUAUUGGAGGACAUUGAAUGCAAAUGGCAUUACUAAACAAAGACUUGCAAGCUAUGACCGUCCAAUAAGAUCAGAGCCUUACUUCACAUCCAGUUCUAAAGAUGGUCUUGUUCGUGAUCUGACAUCCUACUUAAAGACAUUGAAGGCUGUUCACUCUGGUGCAGAUCUUGAUGCUGCAAUUGCAGCUUGUUUGGGGAAACCAGUUCACCAUCAAGAGGAUGCAGUAUUUGCACAUUAUGGUAGCAACAGUGGCCUACCCCCAUCAUUACAGGAAUCCCUCCAGUUUGUGCAAGCACAUGUUGAUGACCGUGAUGUUGGUCCUCUAUUGGAGAAAAUAUUGGUAUCUCGUGUAGCAUUACGACCCAUUUUGCUCAGAUCACAAGGAAGGUCAAAGGAUCUUUUGUUUCUGGAUAUUGCUUUGGAUUCAACUGUCAGGACUUGCAUGGAAAGAGGAUAUGAUGCCCUCAAGAAUGGUCAGCCUCAGGCUAUUAUGUACUUAUUCUCUUUGGUGCUUGAAAAUGUCUGCUUAUCAUCUGCAAAGAAUGAAGAUUUCAUCUAUUGCAUAAAGGACUGGUAUCGUGUUUGCGAGUUGUGCAAACAAAAUGGCGAGCAGUGGGCUUUACAAACGAAGGCUGUCAUGGACCGAGUACGUCUUGCACUGUUAGAUAAGGCUGACUACUACCACACGAAUAUUCAACCAAGUACACAGUAUCUUGGUGUCCUGCUAGGAGUUGAAAAAUGGGCGAUUGAUAUUUUCACUGAGGAAUUAAUACGGGGUGGCUCAGAUGCAUGCCUCUCUGUGCUUCUCAAUCAUCUUGAUCCUGUCGUCCGUAAACUUGCAAAUUUAGGCUGUUGGCAGAUCAUCAGUUCUGUUGAAGUUUGUGGCUUCGUGACUGUUGUAGAUGAACUUUUUAAGUUUCAAUCUACUAUUUAUAAGAGGCCUACCAUUAUAAUUGCAAAUAGAGUGAGUGGAGACGAAGAAAUUCCUGAUGGUGUAGUUGCUGUCUUGACACCUGACAUGCCAGAUAUUCUUUCUCACAUUUCAGUGCGUGCAAGGAACAGCCAGGUGUGCUUUGCUACUUGCUUUGAUCAAAGCAUCCUCAGGGAUCUGAGAGCAAAGGAAGGGAAAGCGAUAACUAUACGGCCUAGUGGAGGACAAUUGGUUUACAGUGAAUCGAUCAAUCCAAGUCUAUCACUUGAUUCCUCAGUUGUGUGCUCAAUUCCUCAUGGAUUCUCACUUAAGAAAAAAAAGUUCGGUGGUAGAUAUGCCAUAUCAUUAGAUGAAUUCACCAUUGAAACUGUGGGUGCCAAAUCACGAAACUUAAGAUACCUCAAAGGAAAAUUACCACCUUGGGUCCAUGUUCCAACAUCUAUUGCUAUCCCCUUUGGAGUAUUCGAGACCAUUCUGAUGCUAGUUGAGAAUAAGGAUGAAGCAAAGAGGAUUUCCUCAUUGAGCAGAUGUUUAGAUGCUGGUGACCUUUCGAAACUUCGAGAAAUACAAAAAUGUGUCCUCCAGUUGAAAGCACCCGCUCAGCUGAUUAAUGAACUCAAGAACAAGAUGAAACUCGCAAACAUGUCUUGGCCUGGUGAUGAGGGGGAAAAAAGAUGGAAGGAAUCCUGGGAAGCAAUAAAAAAGGUAUGGGCUUCAAAGUGGAACGAGAGAGCCUAUAUUAGCAGCAGGAAAGCUAAAGUAAAUCACCAGGAUAUUUGUAUGGCUGUCCUCAUCCAAGAAAUUGUUUGUGCUGAUUAUGCAUUUGUUAUUCACACGAAAAAUCCUUCAUCUGGAGACAGUUCAGAGAUAUAUGCAGAGGUGGUCAAAGGAUUGGGAGAAUCCUUAGUCGGUGCAUAUCCCGGACGUGCUAUGAGCUUUGUCACCAAAAAGUCAAAUUUGAAGGCGCCCAAGGUUACUGGAUACCCGAGUAAACAAAUAGGCCUAUACAUAAAGAGAAAAUCCAUCAUAUUCAGGUCAGAUUCAAACGGCGAAGAUUUAGAAGGCUAUGCUGGUGCAGGACUGUAUGACAGUGUGCCCUUGGACAGAGAGGAUAAAGUUGUUCUGGAUUAUUCAACCGACAAGUUAAUAGUUGAUAGAAGCUAUCAGUCCUCCAUACUGUCAAAGAUUGCAGAGGUUGGGAAAAUCAUUGAGAGUCUAUAUGGAUCUGCCCAGGACAUUGAAGGGGUUGUGAAAGAUGGACAGAUUUAUGUUGUUCAAGCGCGACCUCAAGUAUGACAAGAAAUCGCUCUCAGGGAAAUAAAGUUUGUCAAAGAUGCCGAAGCUUCUCAUCAAUAAAUAGGUGGAUAUUUCUUGUUUCUGAAAGAACCAAACCGGAUGCCGUGGUGCUUAAUCUGGGCUAUUUCUUAUCAUUGCAACGCUGUAUUUGAUAAAAAUAAAAUCUCAUUAGAAAUAAUAACUUCUGUUUCUUAUCUUUCCGUAUCUCUUGCCUUUGAUUGGUACAGAGUUUGGAAAAUGUCUAUAUAAUUCUGCUGUAGUUUAUAAACUUAAUAACUU